Effrenium voratum is the source of this 1226-nucleotide messenger RNA. Lineage: Eukaryota; Dinophyceae; Suessiales; Symbiodiniaceae. The record is from the annotation of a GenBank genome assembly.
GCUCAGACAUUUGUUCAUUGCCGUCUGCAAAGAACUGUGGCCUGCGAACUACAAUGGCCCUGCGGCUUUUUUGGGCGUUUUUGCUUCCUUGCGCCUCUGCCAUGCGGCUGGAGAAUGACAUCAUGAAUGAGGGCACCGAGUGCACGGCGAGAGAGCGGACCUUGCUCUGGCAGCGCCUGGGCAUCGGCAAGGCGUUUGGGAAGCCCUGCAGCCUGGAAUCGGAAUGGGGCAGCUCCAUGGUUUACAACAAUCCGGCUUCGCCCAACACGGUGGCCCUCUUCCUCUACCCAGAAGAGGACCACAACGGUGCCUUUAACAUCUGCGACGAACGCAAGUUCGACCGCGUCCUGUGCACAAGGCUGUUCACUCAGACGGAGCACUACUCAUUGCAGUUUCAUCGUGUCCCAUCCGUGGAGGGGGCCACGCGAGUCGUGGACGGGAUUCCAAGCGAUGUCACCAUCAAGCACCUGGUUCUGGCCGGCCACGGAGAUCCAAACUCCUUGAUGUGGGGUUCCGACGGGCCUGGAAUCACUGGAUCCUUGAGUGUGGAGGAUGAUACUACGGACGGGUUUCUGGACAAGGUCUACAGGCACAUGAUCAAAGGCGGGGACCACAGGAGCACCGUCAUGCUGGAUGCCUGCUUGAACGGCCAGCCCGUCGAUGACAAGAACAUGUUGCAGCACGUAGCCCAUCGCCUGGCCGGCACAAGGGUCUUUGCCUCGACCAUCUCCUGGGGCAACGACCAAUUCUUCUUGGUCAACGGCAAGGAGUUCACCGCGAAAAUCAAGAGCAAGGGCAAGAACCAGAUGAGGACGCUGAGUUUGGAUGACCCGGAGCUGCAGAAGUGGAACUUCUACCCCAACGAAUAUUGCUCCGACAAAUCCCCAUCGCCGACCAUUGAUCAGAGCUUGACCACCUGUCGUGAGGCCUGCGAAAGAGCGGGCAUCCUCUGCAACGCCUUCGUCUUCUACCCGGAUGGAAACGCCAGGGCCCCUCACAAGAAGUGCUACCUGUCACCGCAAUGCGAGGAGACCGACGACUCCAGGCUGGGCUCCAUGAUCUUCGAGAAGUCGGACGAGCACACGUACUAAGCUCCGACCGUGGAUCUGCCCGCAGCGUGCGUCCAGGCCACUGCCAGUCGCCGAAAUCCGCACUCGUUGAGUCUGAGCUCCAAAAUGGCUGAACCAGAGCGUGUCAACAAAGAAGCUGCCGUCCAUUUGAAAUGA